UCUGUACUUGCUCAGGGGCAUGGGUUGCGCAACUCCGGUCUCAACAUGAGCGGCUCCGUUUGGAACAAUAUCAAGGAGGACCUCCAGGCUUCCUCCAAGCAACGGCUUUCCGGCUUGGAGGGAUUGGAGGCGUUGCUCAAACGGACUUCUCUUGGAAAGACAGAGCUUACAGAGCUGAUCGACCUUUCGCCAAGCUUGCUAUCUGACGCCAAUUCGAAGGUUGCUUUACAAACGCUCGAGGCCUUGGAGACUGCUGUUUCUCGUGCAGACGCUCCUAUUAGUUCCUACGCAAGCUCAUUGGUGCCAUCGGUGGCUGAACGCCUGGGCGACAGCAGGCAGCCUGUACGAGAGCAAGCUCUGCAUCUUCUGACCUCUCUGUUCAAGGCCCUUAAGCCAGAACUUGUGCUUGAGAAGCUAGCGCACCUUUGGCAACACAAAAGCUGGAAGGUUAAGCAGGGCCUCCUUGAGGUCAUUGCAGAGGUUGUGAGCACAGCCGGGGCCUCGUUCUUGGGCGGCAGAGACCAGAACAACGCCGUCUUGAAGCAAAUUGUGCGCAUGAUGGAGGAGCCUGACAUGAUUGUUCGGGAAGCGGCACUCGGCUGUCUUGGUGAAAUUCACCGUCAGGCACCAGCUGCUGUAAUCAGCACCGUCCAGGCGUCCAACUUACGUCCUGCACAGCAGAAAGAGGUGUUCGCGAGGCUUGGGAUAGCUGGCACAGUUUCCGACGCCACCGGAACGGAAGUUGGCAGCAAGCACGUUCAAGGAGCCACAGGCACGUACGUCAGCGAUGCUGGUGCAUCUAGUAGUAGCAGUGGAGGGUGUUAUCUGACGCCCGACUUGACAGCACCAGUUGUCUUGGACGCCAAUCGCGGCCCUGUCGGCGGUGCAGCAUCAUCCUGGGCAGCCGAGACUCGCCGACCGGGUACUGCAGCCGCUGGACCUUCGCAGGCAACAACCACGGCGGCAGCUAAGCGCGGUGGUUUCAAAGACGGGGGCGGCGUUACGCUUGAUGGGGAACUGCCACUUGCUACCCCAAUUCCCAUCAUGUCGGAGCGUGAAUUGCGCAUGGAACUGGAGGCUGCCACUGCGACACUCGCACAGGCUCCGAACGCCGAUUGGCAGGCGCGCAUGUCAGCCAUGCAGCGGGUGGAGGGGCUUGUGCUUGGUGGCGCUGUCGAUUGGGAAUGCUUCCACGAGGCCAUGAAGGGUCUUGCGCAGGCGCUUUCCCAGCAAUUUAAGGAGCGUCGGUCAACCAUCGCUCGGCAGACGUGCCACCUUAUCGGCGUCCUAGCUCAAGCCUUGGGCCCACGCUUCGAGCCUUAUGCGCUGACCCUACUGCCGACGUUGUUUGGCGUGCUCGUGAUUACGGUGGCCGUCAUGGCUGAGUCGGCAGACGUGGGCGUACGCGGUAUUCUGCAGCACUGCCAGACUGGACGACUGCUUCAGGCCAUCUCCGACGGCGUUUGCCGUGAGAAGAACCCAAAGACGAGGCAGUUUUGCGCAUGUUAUCUCACCCAGAUUUUGGGGGAUUGGGACGUUGGCGUGUGGAGCCGGCAAGCCGAGCUGGUGGAGGCGGCCAUACGUGCCGCAGCGCAGGAUUCUCUAGCCGACACGCGGCAGUCAGCCCGGACUGCGAUGGCGCUCUACAGUGGCGCGCAGCCUGACCGUGCGCAGGCUUUCCUCAGGCGCCUUGACAACUCGCUGCAGGAGAAAUUGGCCGUGGGCUUGGCGGGCGCGAAGCCAGUUAAAGCAGCGACUGGAACGUCAUCGCGUCAGUCCCUAACCGCCGCCAUUGCGGCCACAAAGCGACUGGCUCGUCGAGGUACCACGGCGGCUGAUACAGCAGGGUCGGGCAUCCUGGUCAUGGUCCCAGGGGGAGCUAAGGCAGAGCAAGCACCAGAGCCAGCUCAAAAAGUGCCGGAGCAAUCCGCAAACAGUGAUUCGGAUGUCCGGCCGCGCCCGGCAAUGCGUGUGAGUAACACCCUUGUCGGGCCCAAUCCGUCUACGGGAGUACCGAGUACAUCUUGCGACGCCAUGUCCGCGGCGACAGAGUCGGCGACUCGCUCCUUAUCUGGAACUUUAGGCCGCAAUAGCCGGAAGUCUUUAGGGCUUCCACCAGGGCGAAUCCCCGGAGGCUCAGCGGAUCUUACGGCCCUUCUGGGGGAGAGCUCUAGCACGGAUCUUACCGCGCAAGCACGUAUUGCCGCGCUGCGCCGGCCACGGAUGUCAGCGGUGCCGUAUGAUCUGGCACAACGCAUCCAGCUUCCCACAGGACCCCCAGUUACGCCCGCUCUGCGCCCUGGCGCGGAAAUGCCGGGCGCAGUCCAUUACUCGGUUGCGCAGACGCCUGAGCAGGCACCGAGCCGGGGCCCCGUCGUGCCAGGUCAGCUGACUGAAGACGAGCAGUUGGAGGGCCCACGUAGCUGUUAGCAUGGUCGUCUUUGGGAACAAUAUUGUGGCUGUUUUCUCUGCCGACUGAGUAUGGCAGGCUAUGUACGCAUGGGACAGGCAGGAUUUCCCAACUUUUAACUCUUGCAUGGCUAUUCGCGACAUGCAGGAUUUUCGUGAGUGGCGAUGAUAAACGAGUGGCUUUUUGGUUAGUCCUAAGUAUACGAGUGUCAAGUGUGCCCGUGGUGGUUUGACCCAGUUGGCCGGUGUGGUUCACAACGUGCAUGACUCUCAUGCCUCAACUGAGGAUUGGGCAUGGUGUGUAACUGCCUGAAGUCC
Volvox carteri f. nagariensis is the source of this 2727-nucleotide messenger RNA. RefSeq names its product CLIP-associating protein (gene Clasp). The transcript has 10 exons. Gene Ontology annotation, molecular function: microtubule binding. Gene Ontology annotation, biological process: microtubule cytoskeleton organization. Bases 46 to 2430 code for a protein of 794 amino acids. NCBI's taxonomy places the organism in Eukaryota, Viridiplantae, Chlorophyta, Chlorophyceae, Chlamydomonadales, Volvocaceae. The record is from RefSeq and is a predicted model, not a curated record. Gene Ontology annotation, cellular component: cytoplasmic microtubule.